Messenger RNA from Punica granatum (pomegranate), 1780 nucleotides. The record is from RefSeq and is a predicted model, not a curated record. NCBI's taxonomy places the organism in Eukaryota, Viridiplantae, Streptophyta, Magnoliopsida, Myrtales, Lythraceae.
UAUGAUCAUAUCCUUUGCUUCUAUACCUAAACAAAACGACAAGAAGGAAUUUCUAUGAGUAAUGUCCCCCACUCUACCCUCCUCCAUAAAAGGUCUCCCUUGGUCUCACUUCUCACCCCUCCCCUAGCUAAUCCAGCACGGUUCACACACAAUUUACGUACUUACGUAUACUGUUGUGUGUCGACCGUGAUUGUGUGAUCAAUGAGCAUGCUUCUAUGGUGAUCUCAUUAUGGAAGAAAUGACCGAAGAAGAGGAAGAUCAGCUUCUCAACCUCAGCCUCGCCAUUGUGUCCGGUUGCGGCGAAGAAGCAAGGAGGACGAAGAGGAGGAGAAGGGAUGGCCAUGUCUUCAUCAACUUGAACCAUGUCGAUGCGCAUGGUGAAGGCGGAGUACUUGAAGAAGGGAAGGUAUUUGCUCUUCUCCAGAUGAGAGAGGAAAUGCUAAAUACUACUACUGACUCCUCAACCUCCAAGAGGAAAGCCCCGUCAGUCGACAUCCAUGAAGACGGGAAAGGCCUGCACUUGAUCCAUCUCUUGCUUCUCACUGCCACUGCAGUGGAUGAGAACAAUGUGAGGCCCGCCUUAGAGAACCUCGGCGAGCUGUACAGGAGCGUUUCCAUGACUGGCGACUCGGUGCAGCGGGUAGUGGUCUACUUCGCCGAUGGGUUAGCUGCGAGGCUACUGACUCAGAAGUCUCCGUUCUUCGACACGAUCAUGAAGAAGCCCACGAGCGAAGAAGAAUUUUCGGCCUUUACUUAUCUCUAUCGAGUAUCCCCCUACUACCAGUUUGCGCAUUUCACCGCGAAUCAGGCUAUUCUGGAAGCCUUUGAGAGGGAGGAAGGGCACAAUCACCGUGCCCUGCACGUGAUAGACUUCGAUGUCUCCUAUGGGUUCCAAUGGCCCUCCUUCAUACAGUCACUCUCUGAGAAGGCGACUGACUGGGCCAGGAUAUCCCUUAGAGUAACCGGGUUUGGAACGAGCAUGGAAGAGCUCCAGGAGACCGAGUCAAGACUGGUCGGUUUCGCCAAUGGGUUCAAGAACCUCGUCUUCGAGUUCCAAGGGUUGUUGAGGGGCUCCCAAAUCAUCAACCUAAGGAAAAAGAAGCAAGAAACAGUGGCGGUUAACUUGGUCUUCCACUUGAACACGUUGAACAGCUCCUCGAAGAUCUCCGAGACCUUGAAGUCCAUACACGCGUUCAAACCCUCGGUCUUGACCCUGGUGGAGCAAGAAGGAAGCCGAUCCGCCCGGAGCUUCCUUUCGAGAUUCAUGGAGUCCCUGCACUACUUUGCCGCUAUGUUCGACUCCCUAGAUGAUUGCCUCCCGAUGGAGAGCUCUGAGAGGCUGAGCAUCGAGAAGAACCAUCUCGGUAAAGAGAUCAAGUGGAUGUUGAACUACGACAAGGAUGGUGACCGGAAUACCGAUCGCGAUAACUUCUCGAAGUAUGAGAGGAUGGAGACAUGGAAGGGGAGGAUGGAGAGCCACGGGUUUGAAGGGGUCAAGAUGAGCUCAAGGUCUUUGAUGCAAGCAAAGUUGCUGCUGAAGAUUAGGGCAAACAAUUACUGCCCACUCCAGCUUGAGGGAGAGAACAGUAACAAUGGAGGGUUUAGAGUCAUUGAAAGAGAUGAAGGGAGGGCCCUUUCUUUAGGCUGGCAGCACAGGUGCCUGAUAACUGCCUCUGCAUGGCACAGUGUGAACUAGGUAGAGAUCACAUAUAUACAUACACUUAGAUAUAAUUCAUAUGAUUGAUCUUAUAUAUAUGAUUAUUUCUCAACAGUUUAUUCA